Molecule: messenger RNA, 1011 nt
Organism: Macaca mulatta (Rhesus monkey)
Lineage: Eukaryota; Metazoa; Chordata; Mammalia; Primates; Cercopithecidae
Gene: DRAP1
Product: DR1 associated protein 1
Biological process (GO): transcription by RNA polymerase II
Cellular component (GO): nucleus; negative cofactor 2 complex
Molecular function (GO): RNA polymerase II general transcription initiation factor activity; protein heterodimerization activity; core promoter sequence-specific DNA binding
Source: RefSeq, a predicted model, not a curated record
CAACGUUCGCUCUUCUGGUCUUGGGGGCGGGCGGGAGCAGCGGUACAGACCGGGGAGGGAUGCGCACGGCCCGGGAGGCUCCAAGAGGAGGGCACUAGGGCCCUGUGAGCGGCGUCUUAACCGGCGGCGCUAGGACUCCACGGGAAGCGGCGGGGGCGGAGCGGGCGGCACCAGGACCCGGGGGAACCGAGGCGGGCGGGCAGCGAGCAGGCCCGGGAGCCGGGAGGCUGCGGGCGGCGGCGCUGGACCCGACGCGGCGAGAGAGGCCCCGAGAUGCCGAGCAAGAAGAAGAAGUACAACGCGCGGUUCCCGCCGGCGCGGAUCAAGAAGAUCAUGCAGACGGACGAAGAGAUUGGGAAGGUGGCGGCGGCGGUGCCUGUCAUCAUCUCCCGGGCGCUUGAGCUCUUCCUAGAGUCGCUGUUGAAGAAGGCCUGCCAGGUGACCCAGUCCCGGAACGCCAAGACCAUGACCACAUCCCACCUGAAGCAGUGCAUCGAGCUGGAGCAGCAGUUUGACUUCUUGAAGGACUUGGUGGCAUCUGUUCCCGACAUGCAGGGGGACGGGGAGGACAACCACAUGGAUGGGGACAAGGGCGCCCGCAGGGGCCGGAAACCAGGCAGCGGCGGCCGGAAGAACGGUGGAAUGGGAACGAAAAGCAAGGACAAGAAGCUGUCCGGGACAGACUCAGAGCAGGAGUGCUCACAGGAUGAAUCUGAGGACACAGAUACUGAUGGGGAAGAGGAGACAUCACAACCCCCACCCCAGGCCAGCCACCCCCCUGCCCACUUUCAGAGCCCCCCGACGCCCUUCCUGCCCUUCGCCUCUACUCUGCCUUUGCCCCCAGCGCCCCCGGGCCCCUCAGCACCUGAUGAAGAGGACGAAGAGGAUUAUGACUCCUAGCGCCUUCUGCCCCCCAGGCCAUAGCCCCUUUUAGUUGGUUUUAGUUGCUCUGGGGGGAAGAUAGAAGGUAGAGCUGUUCUUAAAUUUAUUAAAAAAAAUAAUAAAAGGGAA